GAAAAGAUCCGCCCCUUGUGAGAUCCAGGCUUGCCCGUUUCGCAGGUUCUCCCCCCCGACGCGCACAUUCAGUCUUACAAUUCCAGGGUUCGCGCUUCAGUCUGCGAACUGCCUAACCGCCCAAGAAAGAAAAGAGAGAGAGAGAAAACCCCUAUGGAAACAGCGCAAAAAACAGCGGACGUUUCUCUCCUGCGCCUCUCCUCUCCCUCUCUUCUUAUGAGUUUUUGACGUGUUUUUAGGGGGGUUCAGGGGCAGCUCCGAGCGCACAGGCUGAGCCAUGACUCUGAGCUCAGAGAUGUCGGAUGCCUCCCUCCUUUCGGAAGAGACCGACAUCGACGUGGUCGGCGAGGGCGAGGACGGCGACGGCCACACGCGCUCCUACGUGGACGAGGUGGCGCAGAUGCGGGACGGCAUCCUCCUGGCCGGCUCUCCUCCUCCUCCUCCGUGCCUACAGGACGGCUCCACCUCCACCUCCUCCUCCUCCAGGGAUGCCUUCAAGCCGGCGGGGAAGAACGCCCUGGUGAAGCCCCCUUACUCCUACAUCGCCUUAAUCACCAUGGCCAUCCUGCAGAGCCCCAAGAAGAGGCUGACGCUCAGCGAGAUCUGCGACUUCAUCAGCAACCGCUUCCCGUACUACAGGGAGAAGUUCCCGGCGUGGCAGAACUCCAUCCGGCACAACUUGUCCCUGAACGACUGCUUCGUGAAGAUCCCGCGCGAGCCCGGGAACCCCGGGAAGGGCAACUACUGGACGCUGGACCCGGAGUCGGCCGACAUGUUCGACAACGGGAGCUUUCUGAGGCGGAGGAAGCGCUUCAAGCGGCAGCAGACGCAGGACUUGCUGCGGGAGCCCAACGGCUUCAUCCCCGCGGCGGCGGCGGCUGCAGCGGCGGCCGCGUACGGGUACGGACCGUACGGCUGCGGCGGCUACGGCAUCCAGCUACAGUCCUACCACACGCACUCCGCGCUGUUCGCCUUCCAGCAGCAGCAGCAGCAGCAGCAGCAACAGCCCAGACAUUCCCACACGCACAUCCCGUCGCCGUCGCUGAUGCCCACCAGCACGGACCUUGCCCGGAGCAGAUUUUACCCGCAGCUCGGGUCCGCUCUGGGCUCCGCGUCCCCGGCGCCGAAAGUGAGCCCCCCGGCGCAGCCGCAGCCGCAGCAGCGUUCUCCCUUCUCCAUAGAGAGCAUCAUUGGCGGGUCGCCGAGCCCCGCCAGGACUCCUCCUGUCAUUGUCCCGGUUUUACCGACCUCCCUGGGGCUCCCCAGCCAGCCGCAGUCCGUCCACCCGGAGGCCGUUUUAGUCGAAAACUUCCCGAACAGAAUUAUCGGCGGCACUAGCGCCUGUUAAAAAAAAAAAAAAAGUCUUAAAACUGCAAGAACAACAACAAAAAAAAACUUAUCAAAAGCAGAAACAAACGCUCCCCUCCCCUCUUUGAAGGUAGGAUUAUUUUUGUACGUUUAUUUGCAGCAGAAUGACGGACAUGCAGGAAGAAAAAAAAACACUAUUUGUGCCUAUAUUCAUGCUGAUUAUGAAACUAUAUAUUUAUGGUAUGGUUUUUUUAUUAUUAUUAUUAUUAUUAUUAUUUCAGUGAGAAUGGAAAAAAAAAAUUUGACCUCGAAUUUUUCUUGUAUUUUAUGAAGACGUGAUCAGUUUCAGUCACUGUUGUUUUCUUUAGGAGCGUCUCAGGACAGGUUCUAAGUGAUCACAUGUUUAAAUUGUGUCAAACACAUCCAUGUUUUUUUUAAUAUAUAUAUAUAUAUAAUUAUUAUUUUAUGAGCAAAUCAGAACAAGGUUUAAAGGUCUUGAUUUGAAAUUUGUAUUAAAGGAAGAAGAAGAAGAAGAAGAAAAGAAGAAAACAACACGGAAGCAGCAAAGUCAUUUAUAAUUCUGUUGCGAUGUGUUUUGAUUUGAGGUAAUGAAAGCAUUGUACUUUUUUUUUUUUUGCCAAUUAUGGUGUAUCUGAGGUGUGAAAUUUUUUUACACAGUUUGUUUAUUAAGAAGAAUAAAUUUCUCUUUUUGUUUUGCAACAGAGGAAAAAAAAAAGUCGAGACAAUAGCCUGUUUUGGGAAAUCAAUUGAAUUGCUUUUGAGCUUUCUGGUGCGUUUAAGUGCAAAGUCAAAGUGCAGGAAUGGCCACUUACAAGUGCGGUUACGCGGCCCCUGCAGCGAGGAAGGGUCACGUCUGGCUGGCGAGCGCGUUUCAGCCUCUCUGUGUGCGUGUGUUCGCAAAUGUAGGCUGAAACACGCUCGUCUCGGUGCCACCGCUGCACGUUUCGGAACAUGCGCAAACGGGCCUUGCGUGUCCAUCCGACCUCUCUCACACUCAUCCUCGUAAUUGCGGUGAGCGGACAGGAGGGUGUCAGCCGGGUGAGGGAGGGGCGGGGGUGCGGCUGUGUUCUCCCUGCCGCCGGGUCACAGAUUUACGCAUCAUGGCCACAGUGCUUGAGAAAAGAAAAAAA
Messenger RNA from Xiphophorus couchianus (Monterrey platyfish), 2459 nucleotides. It is a transcript of the gene foxd1, whose product is annotated as forkhead box D1. Gene Ontology annotation, molecular function: RNA polymerase II cis-regulatory region sequence-specific DNA binding; DNA-binding transcription factor activity, RNA polymerase II-specific. The transcript has a single exon. Bases 278 to 1348 code for a protein of 356 amino acids. The record is from RefSeq and is a predicted model, not a curated record. Gene Ontology annotation, biological process: cell differentiation; anatomical structure morphogenesis; regulation of transcription by RNA polymerase II. NCBI's taxonomy places the organism in Eukaryota, Metazoa, Chordata, Actinopteri, Cyprinodontiformes, Poeciliidae.